AUGAUAGCAGAAUGCUCGACGACGAAGGCUCGUGCUUGCGAGCUGACUCUUCCGCAUGCAUCUCUAUUGACCCCUGUCUUUAUGCCUGUAGGCACCCAAGGCACUCUCAAAGGAUUGUUACCUGAACAACUGAAGAAACUUGGUUGUAAUAUAAUGUUAGGAAACACCUAUCAUCUCGGCAACCGGCCGGGACCAAAUUCGUUGGAAAAUGCAGGAGGUCUACACAAGUUUAUGGGUUGGAAUCGAAAUUUACUUACGGACAGUGGUGGCUUUCAAAUGGUGUCUUUAUUAAAAUUAGCCAAAGUUACAGAAAAGGGGGUAGAAUUCCAGUCUCCACAUGAUGGAACGAUGAUGAUGUUGACACCAGAGAAAUCCAUUGACAUCCAGAAUUCUAUAGGUGCUGAUAUUAUAAUGCAGUUAGAUGAUGUGGUCUCAAGUUUGGUGAGUGGUCCUCGUGUUGAAGAAGCAAUGCACAGAACAAUCCGCUGGUUGGAUCGAUGCCUAAAAGCUCAUAAAAGACCUCAUGACCAGAAUCUCUUUCCAAUUGUUCAGGGAGGUCUUGAUCCCAAACUUCGACAACAGUGUGCAGAAGAAUUAAUUCAAAGGGAUGUUCCCGGAUUUGCAAUUGGUGGUCUCAGUGGUGGAGAACAAAAGGAUCAGUUUUGGAGAAUGGUGUCACUCUCUACAGAUGUACUACCCAAAAAUAAACCUCGGUACCUAAUGGGUGUAGGCUUUGCUGAAGAUUUGGUUGUUUGUUCAGCACUUGGCUGUGAUAUGUUUGAUUGCGUCUUUCCAACUCGUACAGCCCGUUUUGGCACAGCUUUGGUAUCAAAUGGACAAAUGAAUUUAAAAAACAAAAAAUAUGCUCGAGAUUAUCGUCCUAUAGAUGAAAACUGCAACUGUUCAACAUGUCAACAGUACACGCGGGCUUAUUUGCACACAAUUGUUACUUAUGAAUCUGUGGCAUGUCAGUUACUCACAGUUCAUAAUAUAGCCUAUCAGCUUAACCUGAUGCUGUCAAUUCAUAAAAGCAUAAAGGAAGAUAAAUUUCCAGAGUUCAUCAAAGACUUUUUUCUGAAGAUCUACACAGACAGAAAUUAUCCAACUUGGGUUAUUGAGAGCCUCUCAAAAAAUAUUAAUAAUGGAAUUCAAACGCUAGAUGAAUUAUCUCCCUUACUUUUACACCGGAAUUUGUUGAGAUUCACAACACGUGUUUUUGAGGCUUUAAAAUGGCUGCUGCAAAGAAAAAGAAGAAUGUCCCAACAAAAAUAUCGAAAAAUAAAAUAUAGUUUCAGGAAGCACAAAAGAGUUCCAAUGAAAGACAAGGAAGGGAAAUUUAAAGCUUUACGAGCGAAAAACGAAUCCGUUCCUGAUAGAAAACUAGUGGAUGAAAAAGUUAUUCAGCGUUAUAAACGUGGGAAAAGAGUAAAAUUACAAAAUAUGAAGACUAGAUUCCACAAAUCCUAUUACAAAAAAAAGGAAAAACUUUUGGAUUUUGCUGCUGAACAGUCAGCGCGAUCUGAGCUACUCCUGCAAGAAGAAACCGGUUAUAUGGACGUCUCUCUAGUUUCUCAACAGAAGAUUGCAUCAGAAGUAGAUAUAACAAGUGCCACAAAGUUUUUUGAGUUAAACCUUGAGUUUGGCCCUUACAAGACUGAUUACACAAGAAAUGGCCAAUUUCUUCUUCUUGGAGGCAAAAAGGGCCAUGUUGCUGCUUUAGAAUGGCAGACAAAGAAAUUACUCAGUGAGUUUAAUGUUAUGGAAACCAUAACUGAUAUCCAGUGGUUGCAUCAAGAGACAAUGUUUGCUGUGGGACAAAAACAAUGGACAUACAUCUAUGACAACCAAGGCAUUGAGCUUCAUUGUUUAAAAAUUCUGAACCACACAACCAAAAUGGAGUAUCUGCCAUAUCACUUUUUGCUUGUUGCUGGUAAUGCCGAAGGGUUUCUCACCUAUUUAGAUACAUCUAUUGGAAAGAAAAUUGUCAGUUUACGUACACUUCAAGGAAGCUUGAAUGUCAUGUGUCAGAAUCCAUCCAAUGCCAUCAUACACUUAGGACAUCAUAAUGGAACAGUUACAUUAUGGUCCCCCAAUGUUAAAUCUCAUCUUGUCAAAGUCCUUUGUCAUCGAAGUAAUGUCCGAGCAGUAGCUGUUGAUUCUCAAGGACAGUAUAUGGCAACAUCUGGCAAUGACUGUGUUUUAUUGAAGAUUUGGGAUCUAAGAACAUAUGGACUCCUUCAGUCAUACAGAAUCAGUGCUGGUGCCAGUUGCUUGUCCUUCAGCCAGAAAGGGAAGUUAGCUGCUGGCGUUGGAAAUAUUGUGCAAGUUUAUGAUGAUUGUUGUUCAAAGACCGUAACCAGUCCUUAUUUGUUACAUCGUUUGCCAUCCAGAGCUCAGCAUGUAAAAUUUUGUCCUUAUGAAGAUGUCCUUGGGGUAGGACAUGAAAAAGGAUUUCAAAGUCUCCUUGUGCCUGGUGCUGGUGAGGCGAGCUUUGAUGCAUAUGAAGUUAAUCCAUUCCAGUCAAAGUCUCAACGUCGUGAGACUGAAGUGAAGAUGUUAUUAGAUAAGAUCCAACCAAGUAUGAUCCAUCUUGAUAGUAAGAAGAUCUUGGAACCGGAUUUGAAAUCAACUGAGGAAAUUAUGGAUGAAAAGAAAAAACAGAUGGAGGUUACUUCUAAGACGAAUUUCAAACUGAAGAAUAAAAUGAAGGGUGGUAAUCGCGCAGGAAAUGUGAUGAAACGCAAAAGUGCAAUAAAAGAUGAACAGAAGAGAAAUAUCCGCAAAGCACAUUUGAUGGAACAGAAAGAAAAAGAAUGGAAAGCCAAAUACAAUAUUGAAACUGAUAAGGCUUAA
Messenger RNA from Acanthosepion pharaonis, 2853 nucleotides. The record is from the annotation of a GenBank genome assembly. NCBI's taxonomy places the organism in Eukaryota, Metazoa, Mollusca, Cephalopoda, Sepiida, Sepiidae.